AAGUUGUCAAGUCAUUGGGAUCAUAAUAAAACAUUUCAGGUGAAUUUAAAACAACAAAAUGAAGAUGAACAUCACAUCAGCAGCUGGAGUUAUCUCCCUGCUGGAUGAACCUGAACCACAGUUAAAGGUUUUUGCUUUGGAGAAACUAAAUAAGAUUGUGGAUGUCUUUUGGGCAGAGAUAUCUGAAGCUGUGGAUAAGAUUGAGAUUCUUUAUGAAGACGUAGGAUUUAAGAACAAAGAGCUAGCAGCGCUGGUGGCCUCAAAGGUGUACUACCAUUUGGGAGCUUUUGAAGAAUCUCUGACAUAUGCCCUCGGAGCUGGUGCUCUAUUUAACGUCAAUGACACAACUGAAUAUGUUGAGACAACAAUUGCCAAGUGUAUUGACUUCUACACAAAAGGUAUGCAGGGGAACUCGGACAGCCAAGGUGAUGACAAAAAGGACAUUGAUCCUCGCCUUGAGGCCAUCGUCAAUAGGAUGUUCCAGAGGUGUUUUGACGACAAACAGUAUAAACAGGCUGUUGGAAUAGCACUGGAGACACGCAGGAUUGACAUAUUUAGGAGAGCCAUCCUAGAGAGUGACGAUGUUGCAGCUAUGCUAUCGUACAGUCUGAAAGUUUGCAUGUCCUUGAUUCAGCAUCGCCAGUUCAGGAAUGAAAUCCUCAUGGUGCUUACCAAACUCUACAUGGAGUUGGGUACACCAGACUACAUCAAUGUCUGUCAGUGUUACAUCUUCUUGGAUGAUCCCCAGUCAGUAUCGGAGAUCCUGGAAAAGUUGAUGCAAGGAUCAGAGAAUGACAUCCUCAUGGCGUACCAGAUCGCGUUUGAUUUGUAUGACAGUGCCACUCAGCAAUUCCUCCAGCGUGUUGGCAAUGGACUCCGCACCUCUGGUCAAGUGGCAGGGACUGAGAAAGGACGUAUUGUGACCACCGAGUCUGAUAUCAAGGAAGAACAAAAAGAUGGAGAGUCAGGAGAAGUACAGCUGGGCAAGGUUGAGCCAGAGAGUGAGGCUGAAUUGAAAGUACAGGACAACAUGAUGAAGCUUAAAAAUAUAUUGUCUGGAGAUGUUACCAUCAACUUACAUCUACAGUUCCUUAUCCGUAACAACAAGACAGACAUGCUUAUACUGAAAAACACAAAGGAAGCUGUACGCAACUCUGUAUGUCAUACAGCUACAGUGAUUGCUAACUCAUACAUGCAUUGUGGAACCACUUGUGAUCAAUUUCUUAGAGAUAAUUUGGAAUGGUUGGCACGAGCAACAAAUUGGGCCAAAUUUUCUGCCACUGCUAGUUUAGGAACGAUACACAAGGGCCAUGAAAAAGAAGCACUUAAUUUAAUGUCGACAUAUUUACCUAAAGAUUCUGGACCAGGAUCUGCAUACUCCGAGGGAGGCGGUUUAUAUGCUUUAGGUUUGAUACAUGCUAACCACGGCGGGGAGAUCACCGAUUAUUUAUUAAAUCAGUUAAAAGAUGCAUCCACAGAUAUGGUGAGACAUGGAGGUUGUUUAGGUGUUGGACUGGCUGCUAUGGGAACGGCUAGACAAGAUGUUUAUGAACAACUCAAAUUUAAUUUAUACCAAGAUGAUGCUGUGACUGGUGAGGCAGCUGGUCUAGCCAUGGGUCUGGUGAUGUUGGGAACCAAGUCGGCCACUGCCAUUGGUGACAUGGUCGCGUAUGCCAAAGAAACACAGCAUGAGAAAAUCCUGCGUGGUCUGGCUGUGGGAAUCUCUUUGACUAUGUAUGGAAGGCUAGAAGAGGCAGACACACUCAUAGAAAGUUUAUGUCGGGACAAAGACCCCAUCCUCCGAUGGUCUGGAAUGUUUACCAUUGCCAUGGCGUACUGCGGCUCUGCAAACAACCAGGCCAUCAGGCGCCUCCUUCAUGUGGCAGUCAGUGAUGUGAAUGAUGACGUAAGAAGAGUAGCAGUGACCUCCCUUGGAUUCCUGCUGUUUAGAACUCCUGAACAAUGUCCCAGUGUGGUGUCACUAUUGUCCGAGAGUUACAACCCACAUGUACGUUUUGGAGCUGCCAUGGCUCUUGGAAUUGCCUGUGCUGGAUCUGGUCUAAAGGAAGCAGUGGGCCUCUUGGAGCCAAUGACAAAUGAUCCCGUCAAUUACGUCCGCCAGGGAGCACUUAUUGCACUGGCUCUGGUUAUUAUUCAGCAGAAUGAGGUCACCUGUUCCAAGGUGAACAACUUUAGAGCGCUGUUUACCAAGAUCGUCGCUGACAAGCAUGAUGAUGUAAUGGCUAAGUUUGGAGCCAUCCUCGCCAAGGGGAUCAUGGAUGCUGGUGGACGUAACAUGACAGUGUCACUACAGUCACGGACUGGUCAUACUAACAUGGAGGCUGUCGUGGGCAUGUUGGUGUUCACACAGUUCUGGUUCUGGUACCCUCUGACACACUUCAUGUCUCUGGCUUUCACCCCUACUUGUCUCAUCAUGCUGAACGAGGACCUCAAGAUGCCUAAGAUAGAGGUGAGGUCUGGUGCCAAACCAUCCCAUUAUGCCUACCCUGCUAAUCUGGAGGAGAAAAAAGACAAAGCCAAGGAAAAGGUAGAGACUGCAGUCCUCAGUAUCACCGCCAAACAGAAGAAAAAGGAUGAGAAAAAAGACAAAACUGACGCAGACAAAAUGGAAGUUGACGAAGAUGAUAAGGAGAAAAAAGAAGAAGAAGAAAAAGCUGAAAAAGAAAAAGCAGAAAAGGAGAAGGCAGAAAAAGAGAAAGCUGAGGAGAAAAAGAAGGAACCAGAACCCAACUUUAUGAUGUUGUCUAAUCCGGCUCGUGUGAUGAAGGCACAACUCAAAGUUCUCACACUUCCGGACGGCCGAUACAUCCCGGUCAAAGAUGUGUCCAAUGGGGGUAUCAUAAUGCUGAGUAAUACAAAGCCAGAAGAUCAGGAAGACAUCAUUGAACCUGUCGCUGCGGGUGGACCAAAGACUGAAGAGGAGGAGGAACCGGAACCACCAGAGCCAUUCGAAUGGACAGAAGAUUGAGGAUUUACUCUCAAGUCAGUGUACAGGUGAAUGGAACCUGACCUGGAACAACUUCUUCAGUUUUAUUUAGAGACUCUGUUUCAUGCUUUGAUGAAUCAACACAGUUAAAAGUAAUUACUCCAUUUAAUCAUUUGUUGGUGUUUUGGAUAAAAGGUGUGAAACGAUAAAAUGUUGUGGUUUGUGAAACAAAGAGGAUUGUAUGGAUUGUGAAGGACAAACUUACUGGUAUCUACAACUACAUAGUAAAACAUUAUGUUGUAGAACUUUUGAUAAAUAAAAGUAACAUUGGUCAUGGACUUGUCAACAAUAUGGACUACAUGAUGAAGUGAAUGUUCAACACGUUACUGUAGUAAAUCAUCUCCUUGGUAGAAACGUUGUGAAAAAUAAAAUCUUUCUCACUUA
Messenger RNA from Ylistrum balloti, 3391 nucleotides. RefSeq names its product 26S proteasome non-ATPase regulatory subunit 1-like. Gene Ontology annotation, molecular function: enzyme regulator activity. Gene Ontology annotation, cellular component: proteasome complex; proteasome regulatory particle, base subcomplex; nucleus. The record is from RefSeq and is a predicted model, not a curated record. Lineage: Eukaryota; Metazoa; Mollusca; Bivalvia; Pectinida; Pectinidae. The transcript has 30 exons. Bases 59 to 2989 code for a protein of 976 amino acids. Gene Ontology annotation, biological process: proteasome-mediated ubiquitin-dependent protein catabolic process; regulation of protein catabolic process.